Molecule: messenger RNA, 8529 nt
Organism: Symsagittifera roscoffensis
Lineage: Eukaryota; Metazoa; Xenacoelomorpha; Acoela; Convolutidae
Product: protein-methionine sulfoxide oxidase mical3b-like
Exons: 1
Coding region: 29-6787 (2252 amino acids)
Molecular function (GO): protein binding
Source: RefSeq, a predicted model, not a curated record
AUUUUGUGGUAAUAAAUUUGAUGACUAUAUGGAUGACUCUGUCGACCAUGAAUCCACGGAAACUGGAUUAGAGGAGGAUCUUCCGGUAACUGCCGAACUGUCUAACGGGUUGUCCGAAACUCAGAAUCUAGAUUCCUCUCCAUCCAAAUUGCCAUUGAAUGAAACGAUCACAGAGCCUCUUUUAGGAUCGCCCGAAGAAAAACUCAGUGGUCAAAACGUAUUUGAAGAACUAGUUAAUGCUUGCACAUUUAAAGGCACUCUUAAAGCGUUCAAACGUCUAUGCAACACUCUUAAUAUUGAUCCAAAUGCGGACCACAGGCAGUUUUACACCAAACUCAGUUCUUUGGUGCUAACGUGGAGAGCGAAACAUCUGUGGGCUAAACUGUCGAAGCGCGCAGGUGAGCCCGUUUACCAGAAGGGAAAUGCGGCCAUCAAUUCUAAAGUUCUCGUUAUAGGGGCAGGUCCCUGUGGGCUUCGAACUGCCGUGGAGUGUGCUUUUCUGGGUGCGAAAGUAGUUUUAGUGGAGAAACGAGACGCGUUCACAAGGAACAAUGUUCUACAUCUGUGGGACGUCGUCAUCAGAGACUUGACCUCUCUGGGUGCUAAAAAGCUGUACAAAAAGUUUUGUAUAUCCUCCAUUGACCAUAUCAGCAUCAGGCAGCUUCAGUUGAUACUCCUGAAGAUUGCACUACUGCUGGGAGUCGAAAUUCACCACUCAGUCUCGUAUGAAGAUGUAAUAAUGCCAGAAUCAGAAGACGAACUGUGGAGAGCACGUUUAACGUCGGCGGAUCCUGAGACAGAAAAACGACUGAGUGAGUACACGUUCGACGUUCUCAUUGGUGCCGAUGGUCGCAGGAAUUCGUUCGCGGAUUUCAAAAGGUACGCUAAUCGUGCUAAACUAGCAAUAGCUAUCACUGCAAACUUCAAAAACGGACACACAAACGAGGAAAACUGCGUGCCGGAAAUAGCAGGUGUGACUUCCUAUGCAAAGCCAGAUUUGUUCCGGAAGUUAGCAAUGCAGAAAAUCAAUUUAGAGAAUGUCGUCUAUUACAAAGAUGCGACACAUUAUUUCAUCAUGACAGCCCACAAGUCGAGUUUACUGGAGCGAGGUGUAUUAAUAUCGGACUACGCAGAGACUGAUAUGCUAUUGGCUGAAUCGAAUAUUAGCCAAGAAGACCUUCUGAAGUUUGCACAUGAUGCAGCAGCGGUCGCUACAGACAAUGCGCUGCCUUUGAACUUUGCUAAAAACCAUUACAAUCAACCUGAUGUCGCAAUGUUUGACUUCACUUCCAUGUAUUACGCUGACAAUGCAGCUCGGGUAUACAAAAAGCAUGGUAAAUUUUUGCUCAAAAUGAUGGUGGGAGAUUCGCUCAUAGAACCUUUUUGGCCUACGGGUUCCGGAAUCGGGAAAGGUUUCUUGAGUGCGUUUGACGCUGCUUGGACAGUGAAAAACUGGAGCAGUGGAUCUUGUAGCGUGAAUCAAAUUCUAUCGGAGCAUGAAGCUUCUUAUAAAAGCCUUUUUACGUUGCUUUCAUCUGACCGACUCAAAUCAUUGCCUGCAAGACAGUUUUAUCCUUUAGAUCCAGCCGCCAGAUACCCGAGUUUGAGCAUGCCUUCUCUCAGGGACGUGAAUAAGUUGUUCAUUACGGAUGAUCCCGAACAGUCAAAGGACUCUCAAGGUGAUGUUUUGCCUCAGAAACAACUUGACAACACAGCUUUAUUGCACUGGGUGCAGAAGACACUUCUCAAGUGCGAAAAAAAUUAUUCGGAUUUUGUGAAGAUUGAAGAUCUUACCCGUUCUUGGCAGGAUACGCGAGCAUUUGCUGUGCUGUUGCAUAUAUUCCAUCCGGAACUGAUUAACAUUCACAAACUGAGGGCUCUAAGGCCUGACGAAACGGCCGAAUUGGUGUUCAACAAGCUGCCAGCAGUCGGGAUCUAUCCAGGUAUUUCCCACUCGGAAUUCAUAUCCGAGGUUCCAGACGAACUCUCAGUUCUUUCCAUCUUGGUGCCUCUAUACCAUAGAUUUCGCGACGUCACGCCUGCGAGCCAACUGCCCAAGUAUAAUAAGAUCGUAGACAACAGUUCCGAGUUCGCAAUGCCGAAUAAUACGAGGUCGGGAGACGAGCGAAAGAGCCGACAAAACAAUCACAGACAACACCACUAUCGCAAUAUCUCAGUAAAUCCUUCGCCCAAUUCUAAAAAUGGAGAUAACAGUAUACCUUUAUUUGCCAGAGAAAGCUCAGUUCCCAAAUCAGCGGCGAAAACCAAAAACCCGCGACAGAUCAACAAGCUGGACUUGAGUGAAAAUAAAUGGAUUGAGUCACUAAAUGACGAUACAUUCAAACCUUCGAAGAGUGCUGAUAAGAAAUCAAACAGGCCAAGGAGAGCUUUAAGGUCAGUCGGAGGUUCUGAAGAUGUUGGAGGUGAAGUUUCCGACAACUCUUCAAGUCCAUCCAACUCGCCAGCAAAGAGUUCAAAGACGGUCCAGAGAAAAUCAGGCGCAGAAAAAGUGAAAUGCCUAUAUUGUAAAGAAGACGUAUUGAUGCUGGACCGGAUGUUGCUGGAAGGCCAAUACUUCCAUCGAAGUUGCUUCAGAUGUAUCUACUGCAAGAAACUUCUGACUGAACAAACGUACAGUUACUUCAAGAGCGAGGAGGAUAAAUCCAAUCACUUUUAUUGCAGCACUCAUUACAGAUGGCGAACAGAAGGAUUCAUUGGGCCACCUAGUCAAGCAGCCGAAAAGCUUCCUGGCUAUAAGGGUAGUGUGUCGAACGUGGGCGAGAAAAAGAGAAGCACGGGAGGAGGAUUGGCCUCGCUGUUGACAGACAUACCAAUCCAGCAGGCUGUAAAGCCAGUUGAGAGGAUUCAAAUUGAGGUGUCCAAAGCUCAUCCAGCCAGUAAGCGCGAGCUCACAGAAGAAGAAAUGUCGGAUAUCAAUUAUGGACCAGGUUACCAAACGGCGGACAACAAUAGCGAGGCAUCAAGUGACGAAGCCUCUGAUUUUACGUCCAGUAAUUUACUCGAUUCAGCAGUCAUGUCUCAGGAUGCAAUGACAAAUUGGAGAGAAGUUUACAGUGCAAGAAUGUUCGUAUCAGGUGUACACCCAAAUAAAGCUGCCCAGGACGACAAAUCGAAAAAUGCGAAAGGCAAGGACGCCAUGCGAUCCAAGCGGAAGCAAGUUGAGAGUGAGGAUGAUGCCGACGAUGAAGGUGACACGGAAGUGGAAAGAAGUGACAACGAAGACGAAGACAGUGGAACUGAAAUCGAAAACACCAAAUCGGAGUCAGAAGGGUCAUCAUCUAAUGAUAGUAGCACAAACACUGCUCAAGAGUUUUCGGAGACUGAGCCCAUGACAAAAUCGCUACCAAUAAGUAUGCAGAAAUCGCCAGUCAGAAAGAAAUCGAAGCCGCCGAGGGUCAAGCUUCCGAUGAGUGCGGCACGAAUUCAAACUGAAGACUCCGAAACUGAGGUUGAAGGAGACAAAAUAAAGAAUAUGAUUCGAAGGAGAGCGAGAAGACCUCGUCCUACUAAAGAACGGAUUACUAAGGUCACGUCUGCUGUGAUGCGUCUGAAAACUGAAGUGCAGCCAGAACCGAUGAGUCUGGACGUUCUCUUGGGGGGCAAUAACAACAAGUCGCCAGAAAAGAGGAUGGGACAGAAUUUGGAAGAUACCUCGCCAGAUGCUCCAGCACCUCCGCAAAGCAGUAUUGUUCACAGAAGGGAAGUAAUCAAAAUCAGAAGUAAUUUUCUAGAAGCGCAAAAUCAACCGGAAAACUCGCCUGAAAGACCGACAGCCGACUCGGCUAUGAAGACCGAAAAGCCGGUUGAUGCACCAGAAAAUGUUGAGAAAUCAGGAGACGCGGACUCUGCCAAACCUAACAUAAUUUCAAUCGAAAAGAAAGAUUUGACAAGAAAGACUUCAACCUCGUCUGGGACAGGUGCUUCUAUAGCAACUGCAGCGCAGGAACAGAUUGUCAAAAAGACCCUUGACUUCAUUCCGCAAUCUUCAGCUUUAAGUCUCAUGGAACAAUUGGACCAAACUUACAAGCAGUACAAAAGAGAAGACAAACCAGCUCAACCUGAACCCUUGAAACAGGUGCGCAUCAUAACUCCUCCUCCUGAAGAGAAAUUUGCAUACGCUGACAAGGAAUCGCCACCUGUGCCUGCUUUUGAUCCAAGGGUCAACGUCGAGAACUCCGUCAGAAAAGCUUUGGGAUCGAAAACACGAGAAGAGGAGAGAGCGGAUAGAAAAGCAAAAUUGGCCAGUUUGAAAGCAGCUCAUUUUGGAGGAGGAGCUAGUGGGACUGAGAUUGUCAAACGGGUUCCCGAUAGUGACCUCAAAGUGGCAACAAACAGUACGAAACCAACUGCAGUGAGUCCAACAUCGCCGCCUCCUGCUACAGCGAAGCCAGUUGUGAAGCCUUUUAAAAUGACUACAUACAUGUCUAAGGAGUUUACAAAAGUACCUGGAGCAAAUACUGUGAAUGUUGAGAAUAAGUUCAAUAGUUCUAUUCAAGUGCCAAUCAAAGCAACCGGCCUUCAAAUAUCAAAAGACACGGGAAAAAUCAUUUUGCAGCAAAACGCUACAGAGUCCAAGAAAAUGACACGAGCUGGAGAAGUUCUCGAGAGUAAUAAGUCUAUUGAGAACAAAUCCUGGAUACGGCCAUUGAGUGUUAAUAUCAGUCCCCCUCCUAGCAAUGCAAUUGGAGGAGUCACAUCACCGAAAGCUAUUGAAAGUUCAAACCCUGUUACAUCUGGAAGUCCAAGCAAGAAGUCAAAAUCGCCUUCAGGGUCCCAAAGCACCAAGUCUUCGAGCUCAUCGAUUACGUUUCCAUCUCUUUUUGGAUCUCGAUCGUCUUCCAUGACUUCGGAUGCGAAGCAGAUAAAUGCGAGUCGAAGACCUAAUUCUACUGUGGUCACGAGUAAAACUAGCGAGAAGGACCCUUUUGUGAAUUCCCCCGACAGUGAGAGCGCCCUGUCGGGGCCUAUAUCGCCAGAGGUCCCAGGUUCCCAAAAACCCACAACCAGCGGUAGUGAUUCACAGCAAGUGAAGCACACGAAGCUCAACUCGACUGUUAAAGUCACUCUCCUAGAGUCGAGACCCCAACCGAUUCUCAGUUAUAAAGUACCUGAAAAGAAACCCCAAGUAUGUCUAACAGACAUCGAAGUAAACGACGACCCAGGAGUUCUUUCCGAUACUACCCAAAUAAAGUCACCCAAGUCAGGUAGUAUGAAAUUUUUUAAGAAAUUCAAGUCAAGUUUUUCUUCAGAAAAGGCGUCUAAAUUGAAGCAGCAGAAAUCAACGUCUGCCUUGAAUGACGCUUCAAUUUAUUCUGACGACCAAGGAGGAAAAACAAAGACUCUUGGUGCUGAGAGUCGUAGUCCGAAUUUGCCCACGAAAAAAGAAAAGAAUUUCUUUGCCGGUCACUUCAGAAUCAAAUCGGCCACACUCAAAAACGAGAAACUAGGAAGCAUGCCUUUAAAGGAAAACAAUAAAUCCGAUUCCAAACUGGGUUUGCACGCUGGUUCUGGAAAUCAAAGAAAGUCUUCUCAGUCUUUUAAAGACAAAGAAAAAGUUGAGAGGAGGUCAGAACAUGUUCCUGUUCAGGCCUCAAAUAUCUCAGAUGACGAGAGCACUUUAACUGAAAAGAUCGAAAAACCAGUGGAAAGUCAACCAGUUUCAUCUGUACCGAACGAGCUAGAAAACGGUCUCAUAAAAGAAGCGCCGUUGGCUGAACCGGAAGGUAAAAAUGAAAUUGACGACAGUAAGCCAAAGAAAGCACCGGCAUCACCUGAGAAGACAGAAACAAGGCCCGAGACGCCGGUUCGGAACAAUCACGAGAACAAAGCAGCCGCCGAAAUGCUAAAGAGCAAUCGGAAAGCAAGACAGACCAAACAGAAAGAGAAAAUUAAACAGAUGCAGCUGAAAUUGGGGUUGAAGUACCUACCCGGAACACUUGACACCAAAAUAGACUCAAUAACUGAUUUUUGUGGUGGUCGAAGAACUUCUGGUGUGAACAAAGACUUGGAUGACCUUUACAAUGAAGUUGCAAGCUCGGAGAAAGGUCUGCCGUACUACAAGCAAACGGAUUUACGAAGAUCCAUGGAGAAGCUUACGGAUGGCAAACUGCAAUCGUUUGAGAUAGUUCUGGAAAACGACGUACCAUCUAACGAAAAUGUGAAUAAAAAAGGAGUUGAAAAUGGUAACAGAGAACUAGAUUUAGUGCAGAUGGAAUUGAUUGCAAAACGAAUGGAAAACUUGGAACAUGUUAGCCGGUGCCAGAAUUUGGAACGAGUGACACGCGAGAUAGAAGAGAAAGAGAUUCUUCUCAAAGCAAUCAGCGAGCGAGGAGCCUUAAUUGAAAAGAGCGUUACGGACAAGAAAGUAAAGAAGAAAGAUAGGCAAGAGUUGACUCAAAAAUGGGUUGAAAUUAAACAGGAGCUAGACUCAAAAACUGCCGAAAUUUCAGAACUCGUCUACAUGCGAGAGCAGCUGAUACUGGACGUUAGGCAUUACAACCUGAAACAAGAAAUCCGAGAACUGAUGAACGUCAAAGAAACUGAGAAAAGCGAAGCCCAGAUCGAACGAGAGAAACAGCUGCUUCAAGAGAUCAUAGAAGUGGUCGAUGAGAAAAAUCAGCUGGUCCAAAAAUUAGAAAGCGAGCGCCUAUUGGAUGAGCAAUUACAUUCGGAUACGGGCGCAAAUUCUACAACAUCGGCUAAUGUAGAUGGCUCGAAUCCUUCCCUAAAGCCGAAAAGAAAGAUCAAGACUAUGUUCAAGAAAUGACGAAGCUUACUAUUACGACAAAAAUACGAAACAAUAACUUCUGGUUUUUGGAGAAAAAAAAAAUUUUGGCACGUGAAAUAGUUGGAUUUGUGCCUUUCAAUCUUCAAUUUGUCAUCUGAUUGUGCUCUCAAGGUACAUCUGACCUGUUUGUCGAAUACAGUAUUUGUUUUCACUUAUUCUAAACAUACAACUGAAAAUAGUAUCUUAUUUAUGACGAAUGAUUGUGUUGACUCGAACUCGUUUUGAUACAUUGCAUGAGGUUUUAUAUCCGAUCCGAAGCAACAGUCUAGAUGUAGUGGCAUUUUGAUUCUGUAUUAAAAUUUCCCCUCUUAUGAUAGUAUUAACAGAACAAUAUUUCGUUGAAGUCGAAGUGACGAUUAAAGUUAUGUGGAUGAUUGCUUUUGAAUUAUUUUGAUAAAAUUGCCGUUAUUUUUUAUUGAUUGAAAUCAAACAUACUCAAAUUUUUGUUAUAGUUUCAAAUCACAAUAUUUUGUUUAAAUUGUAGAUUUAGCUACUAAUAACUGUCUGAUCAAGUUCCAGAUAGACUCAUUGAAAAAAUGAGUACUUAAUCAUAAUAUUCACACUAGUUUUGAUUUUAGAAGCUGAUCAGUUCAUUCAUUUUUUGUUGCGAUUUAAAUUAAGUGGAAAAUUGGGCUUCAAUAUUUUUCCUCCAUCCGUGCUGAAGACGGCACAUUUUACUGACCCAUUGCUUCCAUAUUGCUCUGUUUAUGAUUAUUCUUAGUCCCCACCGAUGGACAAUAAGUGCUCAUCUUUCUCUAACCGGUUAAGCACAGUGGUUUUUAUGACAGACUUGAUUUAUUGGCAAGAUUGAUGACGCGAAUGUCUGUGAUGUUUUGUACCUUCUUGUGGUACACAUUUUCUAUUCCCAUGCUUGUGCUACAAAAAGACCCUCCUCUCAUUCAAAUAAGUUAAAAAUUGUAAAUUGAUUUCGUUGACUUGAAUACACGACUGCUUGCUUGCCCUUUUUAAUUUGGACCAGUUAAAUUUACCACAACUAAACAAAACCUAGUGAUGCAGUUAAAUAAUUAGAAUGUGUCUCAAGUUUUGAUGUUUUGCGUGAAAAUAACCAUCAGUUGAACUGAUGUCGCCCUUUUUCCUAUCAUCCUCUCAUCUAAUCUGAAAAUUUGCCUGUCUGCCACUUAGUCAUUCAUUACAUGCGAUCAAUCAUUCAAUGGAAUCCGGUGAAAAUAUGCGCAAAAUUAUUCAUGCAGCAUUCAUUUUUUGCUGUUGGUAAUGUUUGGUAUAUAUAAUAAAAUGGAACAUCUGAACCGUAUAUUGACCAUGUUGUGACCUGAAUUAGAACUUAUAUGCUCUAAGUUGAAAGCGAUUGUUUAAAUUGAGCGACAAAUGUCUGAUUUGUCUGAAGAAAGCCAAUAGAUUAACGCAAAUACCAUUGAUCCUGCUAUUGUUUCGACAGAACUUUCGAUCACUUGAGUAAAUUGGCAUUAUUCUUAGAUCUAAAUUUGAACAUUUGCAAAAUAAAUGAAGCCAUUGAAAUGGGAGAAAGGGCUGAACUUGAUCCGAAGUUGGCCAAGAACCUGGAACAAAAAUGGAUCUAAUUUAGGUUGCUACGGAUUGGCGUUAAAGGUUGAUUUGUGAAUAACGUCUUGUGCUCAUAAAUUUUCUCAAAUACAUUAUAAUGCUGGUCUAUUUAUUAGCAAUUAGAUUGACCGAUUUGAUAAAUAGUUUUAUAAUUUUAAUUCACUUUUUUCGUAUUCAGA